GAGAGAGAGAGAGAGCGAGCGAGCGAGCGAGCAUCAAGUCACCAGGAUAGGCUCCACCAUCCACACAGACUGUAAGGUACAAGUGCCACAAGGAGACUAUAUUCCGCUAAAAUAAUGGAUGGGACAAAGCCGGCCAUGGAGUCCAACGCGGAGGAGACUCAAGACGAAGGACAGGAGAGCAAAGGAUGCUUCGAGUGCUGCAUCAAGUGUCUGGGCGGGGUGCCCUACGCCUCCCUGGUGGCUACCAUCCUCUGCUUUUCAGGCGUGGCUUUGUUCUGCGGCUGCGGCCACGUGGCACUGACCGGCACCCUGACCAUGCUGGAGAACCACUUCUCCAGGGUCACCAGCGACCACGCCACCCUCGCCAUGGUGAUCCAGAUCUUUCAAUACAUUAUCUACGGCAUUGCCUCUUUCUUCUUCGUCUACGCCAUCAUCCUGCUGGCUGAGGGCUUUUACACCACCAGCGCCAUCAAGAAGGAGCUGCAGAGUGACUUCAAGACUACCGUCUGUGGACGCUGUAUCACUGCCUUCUUCAUGUUCCUGACCUACAUCCUCGCUCUGGUCUUCCUCACCAUCUUCGGCUUCACAGCGAUACCAGUUUUCCUCUUCUUCAACAUGUGGAAUACCUGUGCUGCCAUGAGGUCUCCUGAUGCCAACAUUACCUCGCCCGACUCCAUCUGUGUGGACGUCCGGCAGUACGGUAUUAUUUCCUGGAACGCCACACCGGGAAAAGCUUGUGGAGCCACACUGGGAGACAUUUGUAACACCAGCGAGUUCUACCUGUCCUACCACCUCUACAUCGUUGCGUUUGCCGGCGCCGGUGCCACGGUCAUCGCAUUGAUCCACUACCUGAUGAUUUUGUCGGCCAACUGGGCCUACCUGAAGAGUGCCGUCUCCACGCACGAGUACCAGGACAUCAAGACCAAGGACGACCAGGAUCUGGAGGCUGAGGCGCGCUCCAAGGAGGGCCAGAACUCCUCCUCCUACUCAUAAGGACAAGAGAUCCUCUCCCGCCACCACCACCCAUCUCCUCUCCACACCUCAACCCCCCCACCCUGCAACACCCAGCGCCCACCCCUCCCUACGAUAAAAACAAACCACCUCGGUCAUGUUUUAUAGUCCCCCAGCCUCCUGAUUCUCCAUCCUCUUCCCCUCCACGAUGUUUAUUAAGAGCUGUGGGCUCACACCAGAGGGGAAGAGAAUAGAGGAUCAGGAGAAGCGGCAGGCCCAGACGGAGGCAGAUGCUUCAGAACGGGAGAGCUCUCCCGCCGGGGUCGAGCUCAGGUACGAUACAUCAGUUCAGAAGCGUCUCCUCCCCCGUGCUUUUGGGCGGCGACUCGUGAACGUGGCCCGGCUGUGAUGGCCUCGCGCCCUGAGCCAACACAGCCUCUCAACACACAGAUCCUAACAGCCUAAAAAAACAUUGUUCACUGUCUGCUUCAGCCACAGGGAAGCCAGGCAGCGACCAACUUCCUCCGUUUUUUUUGGUGUUUUAUAUGCAUAUAUAUAUGAAUAUGAAUAUAUUGUGCGAAUGUGUACGAAUGUUGUUGUUUUUUUUAAUACUCUCUGAAAAGUAUGCCAGGUACUAUUAUGAUCUUUCUUCUUCUUCUUUAUGUUUUUGCGCUCACAGGUUUUUUUCUCCUUUACUUUCUCCUCCAUCUUAAACUUUUUAUUGCUAAUGCUCGAUACGUUGUUGCACUAUUACGAAACAAAAAAUUGGGGAGAACUGAAAUCCCUUGGAAAAAAAAAAAACAAAGCACCCCGGCCCCCCCGCCCCCUCGCUCAUAGAAAUACCUAAAAGACUCAAAUCAUGUGGUAUCUCAAGGAUUAUUAGUGCAUUUACAUGACCAGAGUUUAUUUAUCCGCCAAGGUAUUAACCAUUCAUUUAAGACCAGAGGAGGUGUAGCAAACUUUUAUAAAAGGAUUAGUUUUGGGAAAUGCGCUUAUUCGCUUUCUUGCCGAGAGAUGAGAAGAUUGAGACCAAUUUCAUGUUUGUACGUAAAAUAUCGAGCCAACGCCAACAGCCAGUUAGCUUAGCUUAGCAUAAAGACUGGAGGCGGGUAAACAGCUAGCCUGGCUCAGCACAAAAGGAAUCAAAUUUCAAUAUAAAGUCUCAAUCUUCUCAUCUAACUCUCAGCGAGAAAGCGGAUAAGCGUAUUUCCCAAAAAAAACGUCAGACUAUUCCUUGUAAGACCUUUUUUCAGUUUUUGCUACACUCAUCACCAGCGGCAGCAGAAAUCAAAAUCUGUCUGGGUUUUUUAACACAGAAAAAAAAAGACACACACCUCAGGUAUCAAACCAAAUCUGAUUUUAGCCAGUUGUGUUCUUUUCCAAAGCUUCACCAUCUAAACAUUAAACCUUAGCCUACCGGAUUGGUACACUGUCCUGUGUGAAUUAUACAGUAAAAACCAGUUCUGUCAUUUUCUAAAAGUCCUCCUUUUGCCAAUGAAGUUCACCUGUAAAUAGCUGAAUCACCCUAAAAGAUCUCAAUUAACACCUCUCCCAACACGGGGAGAACACAGUCAGUGUUUUGCCAUACUCUUCUAUUAUUUUUUUCCACAGAUAUAUGUAAAUGUACCCUUUGAGAUAUGUGUUUAGCACUCAAAUACUAGUUCUGCAUUUGAUAUAAUAAUUGUAAUGUAACAUCUUUAAAUGAUAUGUCGUGAGAGGGAUACAGUGCAGUCAUGAUAUGAUAUGAUGGAUUGAGGUGCUUGUGACGUAUACAUUUUAAAAUGUGAAAAAAAAAUAUGGAAAUUGAUUUUUGAUGUUUUAUCAGUUUUAGGCAGCUGAGUUCUUCUUGUGAUUCAGUAAUAAUGAUUUUAUUGAACUUGUUUGUGCUUAUUUUUCGAUGGCCAGCCAAAUGAGUGACUCAUCAACAUGUGAGUUGAGAAAAAAAGUCACUUAUUUUUUUUUUUUUUUCCUUUUGGUUUUAUUUUGAACGUCAUGCCUCUCAUAUGAGCCACAGAGACUGUUUUGGAUGUUUACACUCUGAAUAAAAACAAGUCAGGAAUUUUCAUACAUUAAUUUUAUAAUCAGAUAUUCUUUAAUAAUCAUGAACUAUAUUCUAUAUUGAUCAUCACUGGUUAGUUUACCCUAAAAGAAAAAAAAAAAACACUGAAGAAGACAAAUUUUUGAACUUUGAUGAGAUGAAGCAUGUCAGUAUCGUCCAUGUGUGCAGCUGUCUAUUCUGUAUAAAAAAGGACUAUAUUGCCAUGUGUGUUAUGUUUGAUAAAUAUACGUGCUUUGCUGGCAGGUUGAUGUAAAGACAAACUUCAAUUUCCUAUAAGACGAUGCGUGUCAGGGUGUUGUUGUUUCCUCGUUAUUUGCAUGAAGGAGACAUGACUGUGUCUUUGCAGUUUUUCAGGUGAUGUGUAGUCAAUUGUACUGACAACUAUGGUAGGCGGUGUUUGCCCCCCUCCUCCACACUUCCCCCGCCCCUUUCCACCUACUCUUUUCUAAAGAAAACUCCAUUGUACUUUGAUGGCAUUGUAGUCCCUGUAGGUGUUUCAUUAUGGUUUUAUUUUUUAAGUUGGAAAUAGUUCUAUGACUCCUAUAUAGUGAUGAUUUUUGUAACCUUCUCUAGUAAAACCGAUAUUUUUUAUUAUCGUGA
Molecule: messenger RNA, 3610 nt
Organism: Dicentrarchus labrax (European seabass)
Lineage: Eukaryota; Metazoa; Chordata; Actinopteri; Moronidae
Product: neuronal membrane glycoprotein M6-b
Exons: 7
Coding region: 115-993 (292 amino acids)
Biological process (GO): axon development; central nervous system myelination
Cellular component (GO): plasma membrane; myelin sheath
Molecular function (GO): structural constituent of myelin sheath
Source: RefSeq, a predicted model, not a curated record